GAAAUACUGACGCGGACAAACGGGCAGUGCAGCGUACGGAACACCUCCAGGGCUCUAUCAAACACUGGCCAAGACUUCCAGAUCAUUUCACGACGACUACUAAAGACGGCGUGCGAUGCCUGACCGUGAUCCAAGGCGGCAUCUGAACGCUACGUUCGCAUCAUGAUUGUCCAAAUCCGCCUGGAUAAACCACACGCGCAUUUCACCAACCUCGAUGUCAUCAGUGGCAGGGUGCUGCUCCGCGUUCCCAAUACUACCAAUGUGUCUGCGAUAGUCGUCAAGCUCGAGGGCGAGUCACGGACUCGACUUCUUGCGCCGACGCGACCUGAUAGACCAAACCAGGCCAGGCCUGUACUGGAGGUUCAUAAGAUCCUAUACAAGACACAGGCUGUAUGGCCAUCGCAAAAUCUGCAAGAUCCAGCCUUGCAACCGAAGAGCUAUACAAUAAACGCAGGCCAUUAUGAGUACCCGUUCCAAUUCAAGCUACCCUUCAACAAUGCCUGUGUUACGGCAAACAGUCUCGCGACAAACCUCAACUUCUCUGGCCUUGCGAUGGAAGUUGCGAAGACACCCACCCACCACGUCAAACAGACCCUCCCUCCCUCCUUGAACGGAUUUCCUGGCGAGGCAGAAAUAAGAUACUAUGUGAAGGUUACAGUCAACCGGCCGCAGUUCUUCAAGGAGAAUCCCCGAGCUUGGUCGAACUUCACAUUUCUUCCAAUCGAGCCCCCGAGACCUCCUCGUGCGGAUGGAGAGGCGUAUGCAAGACGACAGCACCAGUUUCUCGACAUGUCUGGAGACACCGGAAAGAGAAAGCAGAGCUUCUUCGAUGGAAUGAGAAAGAAGGAUCAAGCAACAACUCCAACCACUCCGGUAUCACCAGGAGCGAGCGCUCCUCCACGAUUCACUGUUGAUGCCCGUCUACCAAAUCCUGCCAUUCUCACGUGCAACGAGGAGAUUCCUCUGAGGAUUCUCGUCAAAAGCUUAAGCGAACGCACAAAAAACGUUUACUUGCAAUCGCUUCAGAUCGAACUAAUUGGCUACACCAAAGUGCGAGCGCAUGAAGUUCAUAGGACUGAAUCGAACAGCUGGAUCAUCAACACUAUGAGCAAUAUGGCAAUCCCAUUGGGUGCUCCGACAGAUCCCGUUGGAACAGAAGUGUCAAUCAAUCCAGAAUAUUGGUCAGGCAAGACCCUACCUAACACUGUAGCCCCCUCAUUCGAGACCUGCAACAUCUCGAGGUCCUACGAGCUCGAAAUUCGCGUGGGUUUGGGUUAUGGCACCUACGAGCACGGCAGAGAUCAACUGACAGUGCUACCACUACGGCUCCCAGUCAAGGUCUUCUCUGGUAUCAAGCCUCCGGCCGCGCUGCUCCAAGCUAUGGCGUCUGGCGAUGGAAAGCUCCAACCUGGUCUCGCACCCGCGUCUCUCCAGCCCGAGCCCGGCCCUGUUAUGCCCUACACGCCUGUCGACCCUCCACCGUUUUCUAACAACCAAUUUCCCCCUCAACAAGGCGUGCCAUACCAGCCGCCUCCGAUGGCCGCGGGCUUUGAAGACGCGCCUCCGAGUUACGAAGAUGCCGUCGCGCAGGAUAUCCCGCCUAUCAACGGGUAUAGAGGGGAGUACCAGCCUCCGCCUUUCCCGGAAGGGGAACCAAGGUUCUCUGGAGACGAGAAAAGAAGACCGUAGAGGAGGCAUCGUGAUGACUUAUGAUGGACAUGGUUUGGUGAGAGAUAUCCAUGAGCACUUUCUUAGGGAGAGGCUGUUCUAUGGUGAUUGCUCAGGCUAUUGCUUGGCACUUGCAGACUUUUGGGGGUCAAUAAUGGAGAUGGGUUUAUGAUUAGACUAAUAUUGAAACUCUUUCCUUUUCAUCAAAUGCUAGUACUGUAGCCUCCGGUAUGGCGGGGAAGUGCUGCUGGUUAGCAUCGUGAAAACAUGAAUGCAUACUACCCAGAAAAAUUGAGAAUGAGAGGGUGAAAGGAUUGUAUGCCCAUUACGAGUAAAUCGAACGUUACAUGUU
Messenger RNA from Mytilinidion resinicola, 2020 nucleotides. Its product is annotated as arrestin. Gene Ontology annotation, molecular function: ubiquitin protein ligase binding; protein-macromolecule adaptor activity. The transcript is spliced from 4 exons. NCBI's taxonomy places the organism in Eukaryota, Fungi, Ascomycota, Dothideomycetes, Mytilinidiales, Mytilinidiaceae. Gene Ontology annotation, biological process: ubiquitin-dependent endocytosis. Bases 163 to 1689 code for a protein of 508 amino acids. Gene Ontology annotation, cellular component: cytosol; cytoplasm; plasma membrane. The record is from RefSeq and is a predicted model, not a curated record.